AUGUUUACAAUUAAUUGUGGUGAUGGAGCCUAAAAAAUAAGAUGGUUAGGAGAUGUAGCAGUUUUUAGAUAUGAACAUUUUUAUGGAAAUUUAAGUGGAACUCCUAAAGGAGUUAGAUUCGAAAGUGGUGAUUUAUUACCUAUGGACGGAAUUAUUUCUGACCAUUUAUAAAGCGAUUCACAUGUAUGGGUUAUUUUAAAAGGAAAUGUUUUAUAAGAAAAAACUGGAAAUUUUAGAAUUAGACCAAAUACAGCGGUUACAACUAAUAAAAAAAAAUGA
This is a messenger RNA of Ichthyophthirius multifiliis, 279 nucleotides long. RefSeq lists its product as hypothetical. The transcript has 3 exons. The record is from RefSeq and is a predicted model, not a curated record. Lineage: Eukaryota; Ciliophora; Oligohymenophorea; Hymenostomatida.